AUGCCCGAAACCGUCAGAGACUAUCCCGACUACCAAGCCGCCGCCAAGGCCGCUUGCGCGUGGGUGGAGAAAGGAAGCACGAAGGUCGACCGUUCCAAGCUCGCACCCUAUCCCAGCAAAGUGGGUCCCUACAAAGGACAGAUCGUCGUGGCCCGCCGCACCGCAGCCGGCGUGCUCGAGGACAUCGUCCGCAUCGACAACGACGACACCGGCAAGGGGAUCCACUUCAACGCCAAGAACCUGUCCGACACCAGCGACAAGCUCGCGGCCAGGAUCACGAGUACGAUCGCGAUGACCCCCGCCGCGCGCAAGGCGCUCUUCGAGGACUACCUGAAGGCGCUCGUGAACCUGGAGGGGACCACCAUCUGGGAUUGGUGGAGGACGGGGACGAAGCCGACGCAGGCGGCGGUGGCGGAGAGCGACGAAGCCGCGGCGGAGGAGUGA
This is a messenger RNA of Epithele typhae, 444 nucleotides long. RefSeq lists its product as uncharacterized. The transcript has 3 exons. The record is from RefSeq and is a predicted model, not a curated record. Bases 1 to 444 code for a protein of 147 amino acids. NCBI's taxonomy places the organism in Eukaryota, Fungi, Basidiomycota, Agaricomycetes, Polyporales, Epitheliaceae.